AUUUUUUUCAUUUCAGAACUACAUGUAACCAUUUUACCGAGAUCCAGCAAAAAUGAGUUUAACAAUUUAUAAUAGCUAGUUUCAUAUUACUUACAUGAAUAUGAUCUUAAAAAGAUAAAAAAAAAAACAAGAAUGUGAUUUUGAUAUUUUGAUUUCAUGACUGAACAGAAAGAGAGAAAAUUGACGGCUGAGGAUCUGAAGAUUUUAUCUCUCUUCGUUCAGUACAUGACACUUCCUUGAUGAUACCUUCUCCGCAUCAGCCCAAAAUAUGCUUCAAAUUCUCGAAAACUAGAGAAGAGAUUCCAUAAACUACCAUAGAAAGCCGAUCUCAUGUAUGUUAGUAUCACUGGCAUUUAGUUUUAUUUAUAGGACAUUUCAUCCAGAAAGGAGGAAACCGCACUACCUUCCGAUGCCCACUUGUACGUGGUACCGAUUGCGCUUAAAAUUGAUGUAUGUCGUGUAUUUUGAAGCAAAACAAAAGUAGGCCGGUGAUGAAAAACAAAAGAUCCGAUGUGGUGACCAGCUUUUUAACAAACAAGAUUUACUUUCACACCAUCAAAAGGACUUUUUAUACCGUUAUAAGUAAGACAGAGAGAUUAUACUUUCAACUAACGAUCAGGUUGACUUGUUUUUAAAGCUUACAAAUCCGAAGCGAUUUUCAAUUACAAGCGUAGUGGAUUCAAUUAUUUUGUUUUAACUGAAACAAUAACAUCAACAUUUACAUGUCUGCCAAGCGACAUGUUUUAACACGAAUUCGAAAUUCGAAAUUAACACUUUGGAAGACACGAUAUUGAACUUCGGAAAAAAUCCUUCGAUUGAAUUUUCCCAAAGAAAAUAUCUGAAAAUAUGUAAGACAUAAGCGUUUAGUUACCUUGUUCCUGUUUUUGAUCCUCGGAGUCCGUGUCGUUUAACGGCGUGUAAGCCGCCGAAGACAUCUCACUUUCUUUCGGCCCUCAGCUGAGCAGGUAGAAGGCUGUUUUUACAUCUCGAAGAGAAACCAACAGCGUCAAACCAAAACAAUCGCUUGUCAUUUGAUCGAUGGCGGCGGCAUUUUUGUGCCGCGAAGAAUUUCAAGAAAUAUGUGUACGCGAUUUGCCGUUAAACCCCCAAUAAAUAAACGUUCAACUGAAGAGUGUUGAGAGAAACGUCCAGAUGAAUUAUGUAUUAGUUGAAUUCACCCUCUCCUACCUAAUGAAGCGAAGGAAGUGGUGAAUUAGAAUUUACGAUCGUACGAUCCUCCUCUUUGCAAAGUGCGCCUUGUUCCUUUUUACCAGCGUGGUAUCGCUACAGGGCAUGCGUAUUAUAAUACAUAUCAUACUUAGUCUCCCACAGCCAAAUUCAACAUGGCUGCCAAUGCAACCAGCUCGGCAGCGACAACAACUUCCAAGUCAAAUCCUUCGAAAAAGGAAAAAGACACUUUAAUCGCCGUCCUUCAAUUUUUAAAGAAAAGCAAGUUAUCUGAAACAGAGAAGAUCUUUAGGCAAGAGGUAAAUUGUUUAGAAGCAAUAGAAGAAAUAAACCUUCAAACAACUCCUGACUCAGAACCAGAUAUCUCAUCAGUAUUGUCUGCUUAUAACAGUGAUGCAGAUCCUACAAGAUAUGAGGACUAUUAUAGCAGUCUGCAAGCGUUUGUAGAAAAAUCCCUGGAUAUAUACAAGCCUGAAUUAGCCAUGGUUUUGUAUCCAAUGUUUGUCCAUAUGUACCUUGAAUUGGUCUACAAAGGCAGUGAAAAAGAAGCACAAUCUUUCUUUGCCUGUUUCCGUGGAAGUCAAGAAGAUUACCAUGAAGAGGAUCUUGGAAAGUUGGCUGCAAUAACUCGACGUGAACACAUGAACAGUAAUGAACUCAUGGGAACCUUAAGGUACCACAUAAUGUGACAGUCAAGAAGACCAGCUAAAAUAACCACAUCCAUUUUGUUUGUUUGUUUGUUUUUUCAGGAUCAGCAACAGGAAUUACUGCUUACUUUAAUUCAGCAACAUCUUCAUUUUGAUGUUUUUGAAGGAAGACCAAGAAACAAGCAAACAAUAGAAGCCACAGCUGGAGCAGUGACUGGGGAGGCAACAUUUGAAGCCAACAAAAGCAAGGUAUAUUAUGGGAUUCCACCAGAGCCUGACCUCGGAGUUGUGAUAGAAGAAGAAAAUGAGGAUGAUGAUGAUAAGGACAAACCAAAGAAAUUUCUCUUUUAUCGUUUAUUACUUCACAGGAAGGACAGCGAUAAGUUGAUUAAGAUAACACUGAUGAGAGAAGCGGCCAAAAGAUUAACCCUGGGUCCGGACACUCUUCCCUCCAUCUGCUUCUACAGUGUACUCAACGCUCACGCCAGUUUAAACUCGGUCAGUAUAUCAAACGACUCGAGCCUACUGUCAGGUGGAUUUGAGGACAGCAGUGUCCGUGUUUGGAGCCUCACUCCCAAGAAAUUACGCAUGCUCAAAUCGCCCUCAGAACUCGCUCAAAUCGACAAGGAAGCAGAGGACGUACUUGAGAGAAUAAUGGAUCACAGGUUAGUAUUUAAACGUCAUUAUUUUUAUCGUGGCAUCUGUGCACUCCUGACCCUAUCUGCAACAGUUCAUGUUCAGCUGACCUUCUCCAGAUGUUUUUAGGCCCUCCUCGCUUUAUUUCCCCUGGCGGGUUCAAGAAUAGGCCUAACAGUUUUUCAAAAGCCCAUAUCGCAAUCCGUUUUAAUCUUCUUCAAUUUCUGUCCAUCCGUACCUUCUUUUGUAUUUGCUUGACAUUGAAAUGUUUCUUCACUGUUUUAAGGUGAUUCCUUAGUGUUGCAUUGCGCAUCCCUACUGCGCACGAUUUU
Orbicella faveolata is the source of this 2803-nucleotide messenger RNA. RefSeq names its product transcription initiation factor TFIID subunit 5-like. NCBI's taxonomy places the organism in Eukaryota, Metazoa, Cnidaria, Anthozoa, Scleractinia, Merulinidae. The record is from RefSeq and is a predicted model, not a curated record.